Nymphalis io (European peacock) is the source of this 2766-nucleotide messenger RNA. RefSeq names its product DDB1- and CUL4-associated factor 8. The coding region runs from base 194 to 2191 and encodes 665 amino acids. Gene Ontology annotation, cellular component: Cul4-RING E3 ubiquitin ligase complex; cytoplasm. Lineage: Eukaryota; Metazoa; Arthropoda; Insecta; Lepidoptera; Nymphalidae. Gene Ontology annotation, molecular function: protein binding. The transcript is spliced from 12 exons. The record is from RefSeq and is a predicted model, not a curated record.
AAGCUCCUGCCAAAAUAUAUAACUAAAUAAAUUUACACAUUAGGUUGUGAAAAUAUUUAAAAAAAUCCCCCGUUAAACCUAGAAACUAUUUUAAUACCUAAUUAUGAUUUCUAGUUCUAGUUUUUAAUGGAGUAAAAGUGUAGUAUAAAAUACGUUGUCAAUAACUUAAUAUAAGAUAUUAACGUAAGUUGAAAUGGAAGAUAAUUUUUCGAACGAUGACGAAAUGAAGGAUUCGUCUGUGAGUCCUAAAUUCGGAGGUAAAAAGCUUAAAUUAAACGAUGGGAGCUCGCAUGAUAGUCUCAAAGAAAUCGCCUCUGGGAGUAAAGAUGAAAAAGAAGAGAACGUUGAUAGUGGGGUAUCAGCUGACAAGUCUGAAAGCACGAGUAGCGACGAUCGCGCUGUGGCUGUAAUUGAGGGACCGGCUAACGAAGUCGUGAAUGCAGCUCCUUCAGGUAGUAAUGUCGGUGCUAUUCUUCUCGACAUGAGACGUUCGAGGCGAUCGAGAAACUACAGAAAACGAAGGACUCCUGACAGAGAUUCUGGUAGCGAUAACACUUCUAGAGAUUCAGAUGAUUUAUCAGCCGAAGAAGUACCAGAAUCUAGCCGAGCAGAGACAACAGAUGGAGACUCUGCAACUGAUUGCUCUAAUAGUUCACCCAGUGUUAGCAGUUCCGAUAGUUCCUCAGAAAGCAAUGAGAGCUUAGAAAUUGAAGGUGACGAAGGAGAGGGUGCACAACCUAACUUAGAUACAGAUAGUGAUGAUGAUUCUUGGCUCUGGAAUAAUCGUAAUAAUGAAAAUAAGGGAGAACCACCAGCUGUCCUUUUCAAGACUCGACCAAAACAUACAUACUUGAUUUUAAGAGAAAUUAUAAAUCGUGAAUUGGGACUGACAUUUCCUUGCGGCAAAGCGAUACAGAAUGAUGUUAUGUUUGAACAGAAGUUCUAUGGCUCACUUCAUGCAGUUUACAGACUAGAAAAGUUACAUAGCCUUUUGAAACAUAGAGGCUGUGUGAAUGCAAUAAACUUCCACCCAGAAGGACGGCUCCUCGCUUCCGGCUCAGACGACACGAACGUUGUGAUAUGGGAUUGGGCGAAAAAGAUUCCACUGCAGACAACCAAAACUGGGCACAAGUCGAACGUAUUCCAAAGCAAAUUUUUGUACCUCAACGCCCAGAGUCAAAUUAAUAUUGCCACUUGUGCUAGAGAUGGCCAGGUGCGGCUGCUGUCGCUGCCGGCGGCGGGCGGCGCCGGCGAGGCGCGGCGGCUGGCGGCGCACGGGCGCGCGGCGCACAAGCUGCACGUGAGCGCGGCCGAGCCGCACGCCGUCGUGUCGGCCGGCGAGGACGGCGUCGUCAUGUGCUCCGACGUGCGCAGCGACCGCCCGCUCAAACUGAUCCACGUGAAGUACGCGUCGACGAACUCGAUCCCGCUGUACAGCGUGGCGGGCCACCCGCUGCGGCGCCACGAGCUGCUGCUGGCCGGACGCGACAAGUUUGUGCGCGUGUACGACACCCGGCAGCCGGACCAGCCGCUCGCGCGCUACCGGCCCGGACACAUCUCCGAGGGCUCGAGUAAAGAUGAAGCCCGCAAGUUUAGAUCUACGAAGCACCUCACAUGCGCCAUUUACAACCAUGACGGAACGGAAAUAUUAGGUUCUUACAAUGACGAGGAUAUAUAUUUGUUUGAUGCCAAGGAGGAUCUGUAUGAGCAUCACGCAAGCGACACAAAAGAUGGAUACACACAUCGAUACAGCGGCCACUGUAACAGCGCCACUUUCAAGGGUGUCGCAUUCUUUGGACCCAAGAGCGAAUACAUCGUGUCCGGUUCAGACUGUUCGUACAUAUACAUGUGGGAGAAGAAGUCGGAGGCGAUCGUGCAAUGGAUGGAGGGAGACAAGAAAGGAGUAGUAAAUUGUAUAGAAACUCAUCCCCGCUUCCCCGUCAUGGCGACGAGCGGGCUAGACAAAGAUGUCAAAAUAUGGAUACCGAAACGAGAAGCCGAUCCAACGUACGAGGGAAUGGAAAAGGUGGUACGUGACAACAGCGAGCCGAGUCCUUUGUUCAAUGAUUUUUUACCUACACUCUAUAGUACGUGGCACGGCGGACGACAGUUAGGGCUCAUAUCGGACGACUCCCCGACUAACUACAGCGGGAACCUUGAAUUCGAUGGAAAUGUCUGCACCGCCUUUUAGGCUUUGUAAAAACCUCCUGCACAAUUAAUUAUUUGUAUAUUUAUUACGAUGAUUAUUGUUAUAAUAUAACAUUUACAUAAAGGAUAUGAUCCAGAUUCCAUUAGACCGAAUAAUUUAGUUCCUAAGAUUUAUUACAAAAAAAAAAAACAAUAGACAUUCGCUAGUCUAUACAAAUUAAAAGCAUAGAGCUUUGUCUUUUCAAACGAUUUUUUAUUAUUUGUUUGGAUUGUAUAUACCAAUGGUUUUUAAUUAUUAAAUUAUAUCUACAUAUUCAAUUUAAACUAUACAAAAGUAUACAAUUUGUCGUCGUAAUUUGGAUGUUCAGUGAUUAAGUCAUCGAUCAUCCAAAUCACAGACACAAUGAUUUUUUAUAUUUAAACCAUAAUAUAAACCAUGAGCGUAACUUAAGCGCCAUAUUAAAUUUUAUUACAAAACGCGUUAAUAUAGUUAGUUGGUAUAAUUGAUUGGCAGGAGGUUUAACCAAUUAGACAAACAAAGUCAAAUUGUUAAUGAUGUGCACUCGUGUUUUUUAUUAAAAUAAUUAUUUGUUGUUUUCAUAAAAGCUACAAAAAUAA